AUGGCGGCGAUGGCGGUCGGUGGUGCCGGUGGAAGCCGCGUGUCCAGCGGGAGGGACCUGAAUUGCGUCCCCGAAAUAGCUGACACACUGGGGGCUGUGGCCAAGCAGGGGUUUGAUUUCCUCUGCAUGCCUGUGUUCCACCCGCGUUUCAAGAGGGAAUUCACUCAGGAACCUGCUAAGAGUCGGCCGGGCCCCCAGACACGAUCAGACCUACUGCUGUCAGGAAGGGACUGGAAUACACUAAUUGUGGGAAAGCUUUCUCCAUGGAUUCGUCCAGACUCAAAAGUGGAGAAGAUACGCAGGAACUCUGAGGCGGCUAUGUUACAGGAGCUGAAUUUUGGGGCAUAUUUGGGUCUUCCAGCUUUCUUGCUGCCCCUAAAUCAGGAAGAUAACACAAACUUGGCAAGAGUUUUGACCAAUCACAUCCACACUGGCCACCACUCCUCCAUGUUCUGGAUGCGGGUGCCAUUGGUGGCACCAGAGGACCUGAGAGAUGAUAUAAUUGAGAAUGCACCGACUUCACACACAGCGGAGUACAGUGGAGAGGAGAAGACAUGGAUGUGGUGGCACAACUUCCGGACCUUGUGUGAUUAUAGCAAGAGGAUUGCAGUGGCUCUUGAAAUUGGUGCUGACCUCCCAUCUAAUCAUGUCAUUGAUCGUUGGCUUGGGGAGCCCAUCAAAGCAGCCAUUCUCCCCACCAGCAUUUUCCUGACCAAUAAGAAGGGAUUUCCUGUUCUUUCUAAGAUGCACCAGAGGCUGAUCUUCCGACUUCUCAAGUUGGAGGUACAGUUCAUCAUCACAGGCACCAACCACCACUCAGAGAAGGAGUUCUGCUCCUACCUCCAAUACUUGGAAUACCUGAGCCAGAACCGACCUCCACCCAAUGCCUACGAACUCUUUGCCAAGGGCUAUGAAGAUUACCUGCAGUCCCCACUCCAGCCACUGAUGGAUAACCUGGAAUCUCAGACAUACGAAGUGUUCGAAAAGGACCCCAUCAAAUACUCUCAGUACCAGCAGGCCAUCUAUAAAUGUCUGUUAGAUCGAGUGCCAGAGGAAGAGAAGGACACCAACAUCCAAGUGCUGAUGGUGCUGGGAGCAGGCCGGGGGCCCCUGGUGAAUGCGUCCCUGCGGGCCGCCAAGCAAGCUGACCGGCGGAUAAAGCUGUACGCUGUGGAGAAGAACCCAAAUGCUGUGGUGACGCUGGAGAACUGGCAGUUUGAAGAAUGGGGAAGCCAGGUGACAGUAGUCUCAUCCGACAUGCGGGAGUGGGUGGCUCCAGAGAAAGCAGAUAUCAUCGUCAGUGAGCUUCUGGGGUCCUUUGCUGACAAUGAACUGUCACCUGAGUGCCUGGAUGGAGCCCAGCACUUCCUCAAAGAUGAUGGUGUGAGCAUCCCUGGGGAGUACACCUCCUUUCUAGCUCCCAUCUCCUCCUCCAAGCUAUACAAUGAGGUCCGAGCCUGUCGGGAAAAGGACCGUGACCCUGAGGCCCAGUUUGAGAUGCCUUAUGUGGUACGACUGCACAAUUUCCACCAGCUGUCUGCGCCCCAACCCUGUUUUACCUUCAGCCAUCCUAACAGAGAUCCUAUGAUUGACAACAAUCGCUACUGUACCUUGGAGUUUCCUGUGGAGGUGAACACAGUGCUGCAUGGUUUUGCAGGCUACUUUGAGACUGUGCUUUAUCAGGACAUCACUCUGAGUAUCCGUCCAGAGACUCACUCUCCUGGGAUGUUUUCAUGGUUUCCCAUCCUCUUCCCCAUUAAGCAGCCCAUUACUGUGCGUGAAGGCCAGACCAUCUGUGUGCGUUUCUGGAGAUGCAGCAAUUCUAAGAAGGUGUGGUAUGAGUGGGCUGUGACAGCACCGGUCUGCUCUGCUAUUCACAACCCCACAGGCCGCUCUUACACCAUCGGCCUCUAG
This is a messenger RNA of Rangifer tarandus platyrhynchus (Svalbard reindeer), 1914 nucleotides long. The record is from the annotation of a GenBank genome assembly. NCBI's taxonomy places the organism in Eukaryota, Metazoa, Chordata, Mammalia, Artiodactyla, Cervidae.